Molecule: messenger RNA, 332 nt
Organism: Staurois parvus
Lineage: Eukaryota; Metazoa; Chordata; Amphibia; Anura; Ranidae
Source: the annotation of a GenBank genome assembly
CUGUCAUGUAAUCAGCUGUGUCCAAUCACAGCUCAUCACAUGACACCGAUGAUCAGUGCCCUGAUGAUCAGUGUAGCUCAAUCAGUGCCACCUGUCAGUGCCCAUCAAUGCCACCUGUAAUUUCCCAUCAAUGCCACAUACCAAUGCCCAUCAGUGCACAUCAAUGCCACAUAUCAGUGCCCAUAAGAGCUGCUUUUCAGUGCCACCUAUCAGUGCUGCCAAUCAGUACCACCUAUCAGUGCAGCAAUCAGUGCUGCCUAUCAGUGCCAGUCAGUGCCACCUAUCAGUGCCCAUCAGUGCCCAUCAAUGAAGCCUCAUUAGCGCACAUUAGU